This is a messenger RNA of Condylostylus longicornis, 7023 nucleotides long. RefSeq names its product zinc finger FYVE domain-containing protein 26 homolog (gene Sptz). Gene Ontology annotation, cellular component: centrosome; midbody; lysosomal membrane. Gene Ontology annotation, biological process: double-strand break repair via homologous recombination; mitotic cytokinesis; regulation of cytokinesis. The coding region runs from base 114 to 6092 and encodes 1992 amino acids. Gene Ontology annotation, molecular function: phosphatidylinositol-3-phosphate binding; metal ion binding. NCBI's taxonomy places the organism in Eukaryota, Metazoa, Arthropoda, Insecta, Diptera, Dolichopodidae. The record is from RefSeq and is a predicted model, not a curated record. The transcript has 7 exons.
UCCGUCUGUCAAACAUUUAGGAUUUUUAAAAUAAAAUGUAUUAUGUAGUUGAGUUUAAUAAUAUUCCGAAUAUAAAUAAAAGAAAUUAAAAGUGUUAAUUUAAAACUAGUGUGAUGGAACUCGAUCAAAGUUUAAGUUUGCGUACGAAGGAUAUUGAAUUAGCAGUACAAAGGGAAAAAGAAAAUUUAUUAAAAUGUAUUCUGAAUAAUAGAGAUGAUAAGCGUGAGUUUCUCAAUCAGUUGUUUUCAUUUUUUGAAGAUGCAGAAGUUUUCAAUGUUGGAUAUAUUUUAAACCUGUUGGAAAAAUAUUUUAGCAUAGGAGAUAAAGAAAAUUGCACGGUUUUAGUAACUUUGCCAGAAAAGUUUAAUAAGAAACCUUCAAAUCUGGUCCCACUUUUAGAAUUUGUAAUAACAUUGAAAACUCUGGUUAAUGCAGUCAUUAAUCAAAAUACAUGUAUUAAAUUAGAGAAAUUUUUCAUGAAUAGAAGUAUUAUAUAUCAUUUGAUAAGCGAUCUUCCGGCCUCAAAUUUAUUUGAAAUAUUAAAAAUCGAAACAAAACUUGCAUCAGAAGAAAAUUCUGCUAAUUAUGUUAUUCAAAAGCAACAACUGAUUUAUUAUUUAGUUUUGGAAAAAGUUCAUGAUGUAGUGAUUCUUAAAAAUCCUAGAAACUUUAAAGUUAAUGAUCUCAUGGAAGAAAUUGAUGAUUUGGUGAUUUAUAAUGAGUUGCUAAAUGAUAUAUUUAAGUUAUUUUUUGUUAAACAUACACAGUUUUCUAAGUUUAAAAUUGAUAUUAGUGGAUCUAUUAAUUAUGAUGAAAACAAAGGUAAAGAAUAUGAACAUAAAAUUUGUGCUUCUUCGAGUUUUAUUUGUUUGGGCCCUCAACUAAAAGAAAUAUUAAAAUAUUUACAACAGAACAUUUCGAAGAAGAAUACAUUUUUCAAACAAAAUUUCAGCAAAAUCGAAUAUGAAAAAUUAGAAAAAUAUGAAAUUCACAUCAAUGAAGCACUACACAAAUUGAAUUUUUUGACAUCAUUAAAUUCCAGCAAAAAUUUUUUUUCUAGUGUUGAAGAUUUAUCUGUGAUAUUGCGGCAUCAUUAUACAAUUGCUGAUAAAAUUAGCAGUGAUGACGAAACUUCUAAUACAAAUGACACAUCUAGUAUUAGACGAAAGUCAAAACUAAAAAAAAAGUCAAGUUUAACAAAAUCCGAAAAAACAAAUUUAAAUGAAAAAAAAUUUCGUAAACGAGUUUCGGAAAAAAACUGUGUGAUAUCUAUAUUGCUUAGUGAUUUUACAACUAUAGCAGAAUACGGCUUUGCUUUUAUAAAUUUUGAUGAUAUAAGGAAUAUGAAAUAUCUCAGUAAAGUUGACAAUGUAGAAUUGGUACACACCAUAGCUCUAAUAAAUAAAAUAAAAUUUUUUACAAAAAAAAUUCAGUCUAUCUUGAAAACAUCAGAACACAUCGAAACAGAAAAUUUAAAAAUUAAUUCUGUGGUUGAACGCAUAUGGAACGUAGCGGUUAUAGGAUUUGAAGUUUCUUCAGUAAUCAAUAUAAUCGAACAAUUUUUAGAUGCAGUAAACAUACAAGAACUACAAUGUAAUAAUAAAGAUUUAUUUAAAAAGAGCAUAGAAAACUCUAAUUUAUAUUUAGAGCAAUAUGCUCCCUUAAAUCAAAAAUUGUCUGUAAUAGUUGAUCUUAUUACCAAUUUGGACUUAGAAUGUGAAAUAUGCGAAAAUAUAUUGGAUUUGAUAGAAAGAAGAUCGUCUUUUUUGAACGUUAAUUCCUUUGAAAGAAUUGGCUAUUUUGCAUUUUUACAUUCAAUAACAGAAUCCAUGCGUGCCUAUAAAGCAAUAUUUCCAAAUGAUAAAGCGAACACGUUACAAAAUUUUUUAAAAAAUUCUUUUUCAUAUGACGCAUAUGUAAUCCAAGCUGAACUAAAAGAAAUUUUAAUGUUUAAUGAAAUUUAUCAAAUCAAUAAUAUCUCAACAUUGAAACUCAACGAAAUUGAUAUCAAAUACUUAGAAAGUUAUUUUGAAAACCUGCCUUCAUGCAUUAAUUAUUUUGCUCGAAUGAAUAAUUUUUUGAAUACUUUUAUUAGUCUUAAAAAGCUUUCGGGGUCAAAUUUGGAGGAUCAUAUCAAUGAAUUAUUAAAAAUGACACCGCGAGCAUUAAUAGCUAACAUGAUUUUUAAAUCCGAUGUAUCAUUUUUAGAGCUUGAACAAAAGUCAAUUUCAUUAAACUUAAAUUUAGUUUACACUAUGGUAGAGUUAAUACUUCCCGAUUUUAUUAAAAAAGGGGAUACUGGCGAAAUUGAAAAAUUUCAACUUUCUGGAAGUGUAUACUCAUGUAUUAUGGAAUAUAUUAUGCUCAGAAGUGCAUUUUUGGGAAAACUGGUUGUAGAAAUUUUUAAUGAAAUUAAUUUUGAAAAUUUGUCUAAUGAUAGUUUGCACAUUAAUUUAAAGUUUUUAAGAAAAAUGCAGAAAAUGGACAUUGUUUGCAGUCUAUCAAUUUUACAAAAAAAGAGUCAGUUAGCAUCAGCUUUACUCUUAGAUUACAUAAAUGAUGAAGAUAUUUCUUCAGUAAAUGAUUUAUUUUUAAAAUAUAUGGUAUACAAAGGAUUAAGAGAAAAGAACAAUUCAAAUUUUAAUUUUUGUCUGAAUGCAAUUUUAAAACAACUUGUUUUUACCGAUGUGAAAUAUAUGUCUCUUCUUAAAAUGAUGAAUUCUUCGGAACAACGAUUUAAUUUACUGAUGGAAAAUUAUGAGAAAAUAAAUGAUUAUAUUUUGCUAGAAGAAAUAAUCAACAGUAUAGUGUUUGAUAGGAAUGUCAAGAUUUUAAGUGAUGAUAAAAUAGUAAAAAUCAAAGAAAUCAGUUUUGAAGUAGAAGUUUACUUAAAAAUUUCAAAAAUUCUAGAACUAAAUUGUUGGAGAGACGCUUAUAACUUUGGAAAAUCACAUCCUGCUAAGCUGUUUGAAAUAUUAAUUUGUCAUUACGAGUUUGACCUAUUGAAAAGGUGGGCUAAAAUGAAUGGACUAUAUAGUGUAGUUAAAAAUAAAAAAUUUGAACAAAUAGAUUUAAAAAAUUUAAUAACUCCAGGUGAUGAAAUAUUAAAAAAUCUCUUGCACAUUAUUGAAAGGCUUCCAAUAGAUCGAGUUACUAUGCUCCUUGAAAUUAAUUGUGAUAAAGUUGAUAAUAUUGGGUAUUUCUUUAAUAUAAUUAAAUGUUUAGUUGAAAGCUCUGAAGCAAAUUUUGAGAAUUACAAGAUUUCCUUGAAAAUUGCUGGAAUAUUUCAAAACUAUAAUCUGCAAAUGAAUAAGAAUUUAUUAAGUAAACCCUUAUUGUUACUUGAAGUACUAAUAAUGAACUCUAAGUUUCAACUGCUACAUGAAGUAUUGAAUGAGAUAGAUAACGUUGUUUCAAGACAUCCUUGUAAAUAUUGUGAUGGAAAGGUUAGAAAUAAGAAAUAUUCAAUGCCACAAAAUUCGAGUAAAUAUGAAAAGGCAGAUAUUGAUUCAAAACCAAAUUCAGAAUUCAUAUUAUUCUACUUCAAUUUAUAUAAAGAUGACCAUAUUCUUUCAGUUUCAUGUAUUGAUCUUCUUUUACGUAUGUAUGCUUCUAAAGCAUUAGAUUUUCAAAUAAGUAAUAAAUUCAAAAUUUUUUAUAAAAAUAUAUCUAUAUCAACUGAUGGUAUAAGCAUUGACUCUUUGGCAUCUGCUUUUAAAAUGCCUAAAGCUCCACCACAGAAACACGAGUGGAUAAAAGAUGAAGAUGCCAAUGUAUGUCAAAGCUGCCGCUAUACAGUUUUCACAAUGUUGAUCAGACGGCAUCAUUGUCGUCGCUGCGGACGUGUAGUCUGUUACUCUUGCUCUAAACAUAGAAUAAAAAUUCCGGAAAUAUACCAAGAUGUUCUCGUUCGCAUAUGUAUUGAUUGCGCUAAGGAAAUUCAAGUUAUGGAAGACAAAAUAAAAAAUAAGCAGAAUAUGGUAGAGAAUAGAGAAAAAUACGAAAAUUGCGAAAAUUUAUUGGAAUGGGAGUUAAAUGGAAGCAUAGCGCAUGAUGACAUGUUGAGGCAGCAGUUCUGUUACGAACACGCUUGUGAUGUUGCACUGUGCUUAACAAUUCUAUCAUUUCAUAAAAAUCAAAAAAAAUGUAUAGAUUUAUUGUUAUAUCAUUGCAAAAAAUUGGAAAUGUUAUUAACGUUUCGAAAUCCAGAAGCAAAUUUUAAUUCGAUUGCGAAAAUAUUGAGCUGUUUGUCUUUGGCUGCUAAGAUUCGUGGUGGACCUUCUGAAUGUGACGCCAUUCGUGAGCAUGCCGAUAUUAUCAAAUCUUUUGCUAAGAAUGGUUGUGAAAACUUGAUGAUUCCUGACUCAUUUAAUAAAAACAACAUAAAAAAAUUAACGUAUAAUUUGGUUGACGCCGAAAAAUAUUAUUUAGCACUAGAUAUUUCACUUAAGCGUGGAGUUUCCAUGUCAAAAGUUCUUGCUGCACAUGGUUUGUCAUAUUUAAAAUCUGGAUGCUUUAAUUUAGCUCGCGAAAAAUUUUUGCAUUGCAUGACAAAUAUUUGUUCUUUUGCUGAAGGAGCGCUUAUUUUUGAAAUCGUCAUGUCAUCCUCCACAUUAAGUAACUUGAAUAUAAAAAUGUAUCGUAGACCGAAAAAAAGUCCACCUUUGCUUGGUGAAAUAAUAAGAGUUAUUGAAUCAAUUUCAAACAACAUGUUAUUAUCAGAGAAUGACAAAAAAACAAGUUCAUUGUACGGUUCUGCAACAUCAAUUUCGACUCAACAGUCGUCAUUAUCAAAACAAAAUUCAAAUACUAAUGUUAAUGAAAACGCUUUUAUUAUUUUAAAUACCUUGUCGUCACUAAAAGCACUAUCAAAUGGUGGAAAUAUUGAAGAUUGUGAUAAAGGCAUUUUAAAUGUGAAAUCCAAAAUAUUUAAUGAAUGUUUCUACUACCUCAUCACAUAUGGGUCACACAGUAAUAUUAUUAAUUUUUUAAUCCGAUACAAUGAAAUUAAAGCAGCACUUCGUUACUUCAUUUUGCAAAAUUUUAAAUAUGAAUACUUUAUUUCACACAUAUUCUUACACUUCUUAAAAAUAGGUGAAGUGGCAAAUCUAAUAGAUCAUAUGCUUAGUCUGGAGGAACAUUUAUUAAUUUGGAAAAAUAUCUUUGUCUGUAUUUGCAGAUACUUGGAAUCAAAAGGAUUACUAAAUUCUCUAUAUCAAUUACAGGUCUUGCUAAAAGAUUCAGUCAGAGCAAGUAUGACAUGUGUUAUGUUUUUUUUAAAAAAUAGCUUUACUUUCAAGCAACUGAACGAGAAGCUGUUUUAUUUAGAUAAAGCACAAAAACAUUUGGAAGAUGAAAUAGAACUAUGUCAAAAUUGGGAAAACGUUAAUUUUGAUAAAGUAGUUAACAAAACUAUCGACAAUUCGUUCUCAAUCCAGCUGGAUUAUAAAUCUUUAAAUACGCAUUUAAAUACAGUUUUACUGCAAAAAGAAGUGACGAAAUUCUUGGCGAAGUUUGAAGAGGAACAUUUGAAUACUUUAAAUCGUUUGCUGCGACCGCAGAAUACAUCUCGUACGCUACCUACAUUAUUCGGUUCAGUAGACGAAAAAAUAGAAAUUGCAGCUUGGAUUCUAUUAUGUGGUCAAAAUUUAGAAGGAUUUGGCUUGAGUUUCAGAAUUAUUCAAGAAUUCAAAUUGAUCCCUACAAAAAUAUAUAAAAUUGUAACACAAUUUCUAGCUAAAAAUGAUCGUUUAGAUGAAAUAUUGAAACUAUAUGAUUGUAUCAUAGGAAGUAAUGAUGAAACAGCAUCCGUUAGGGAAGCAGAUGAAAUGAUUUUCGAAGCAAUUAAAUCUUAUACCAAUGUGCCCGAUAUUACAAAUAAAUAUAAGCUAUUGUCAAAACGAAUAAAAAAUAUUGAAACGCAAGUAGCUUGUUAUAUAUUUUUAGGCCAAUUAGAAACUGCGUAUUUAAUAGCAGAACAACAUAACCAAUUGGAUCAAGUUCAUAAAGUAUUAGUUAAAGCAAAGGAAAUGAAGAGACAAGACAUAAAAAAUUUAUGUGAAAAAAAAUUGAAAAUGAAAUUACGAAUGUAGCCAAAUUCCAUGCGAAACAUAAAAUUUUUAAAUGGUGUUAUAUUACGUAUUUAUAUUUUGUACGCGUUUAAUAUAUAAGUAUUUAAAGUUUAUUGUAUUUUAUAUUGAAUCUUUUGAAAAAAUGUUAAAAUAAACUUUCAACAAUAUAUUUUUAUUAAAUUAUAGUUUUAUUUAACAAAGUUCUUACUCUCAUUUUGAGAAGUUUACUUAUUUUGAUUAAAUUUCUUACUUUUCAGUACUAUCAGUCAAUGGAUCUAAUAAGAUUUUUGUGCACCAAUUAAAGUUUUCACUCAAGUUUAGUGUAAAUAAGUAAUCUAUAAAAAUAUAUAUAUUUAUGACCUACCAAAACUAACUUUCUUUCCAUUUCUUUAAGACAUUAGAAUUUGGCUCAAGUGAACGCCAUUCCCGGUUGAUAAUUUUAUAACGAAAAUAAUCCUUUUGAUAAUUUUAAAUCUAUUUUAAAUUUUUACAUAUUUACAUAUACAUAUGUAUAUUAAAUUAUAUUUAAUUUUGGUUUUGCAAUUGUAUUAGUAGAUGGCUCUUGGUGAACGUUAUCAAAUUUUGUACUUUUCAAAAGAAAUUUCCCUAUUUCCCUAACUUAGAAAAUACCUUAAAUUUUUUCGGGCCAAAUAGUAAUUCUCUUUUCUUUUGAAAAUUUGAGAAAAUCCGAUAUGCAUGUAUGUAUGUUUACCAAGGAAUGGAAGAUAAACGCUGCAAUAUAAAUGUACAUAAUAUGUAAUUUGUACACCUUGUAUGUACCUACUUUCCAGCAUUGUAUGAUAUUGUCAGUCAUUACGCUUGACUGAUAAAGUCGAAUCACAUAGGGUGACAUAAAAUACCUUGGUUCCAAAAAAUAUCUGCAUGCUUUCAAUAAAGUUUUCUUAUAUAAAAGAAAAUUAAAGAAAUUAUCUAAUUUGAGUAAACUAAAAUA